AUGAGUGGGAAUGUUAGUGUGUGCGUGAAUGUGCGCGAUUGUGUCAGUGUUAUUACGAGUGUGACUAAGAAUGUGAGCUCGAUUGUGACUGUGAAAUCAGCAUACACCCAGGGCCAUUUCCUCUGCUACUCCUGCAGCAAGGUCUUCCCACUACAUCGCAUGCUGACCCGCCAUUUGAAAUGCCACAGCACUGUGAAGAAGCACGUCUGCAGGUUCUGCGGAAAAGGCUUCAACGACACGUUCGAUCUGAAGAGGCACAUGCGAACACACACAGGCAUUCGGCCCUACAAGUGUGACCUGUGCGAGAAGGCAUUCACACAACGAUGCUCCUUGGAAUCUCAUCUGAAGAAGAUUCACAGCAUACACCAGAACUAUGCCUACCGGGAACGGCGUUCCAAGAUUUUCGUAUGUGAGGACUGCGGUUUUACAUCUAAUCGAGGGGACACGUACUUCCUGCACAUCAGGGACCAUCACCCAACCAGCCCUUUACUACGCAAGUAUCUGUGCAAGCAAAACACAUCACUUCAAAACAGAUUAGACAGGCUACUCUUUCCACAUUUUGUCUAG
Rhincodon typus (whale shark) is the source of this 567-nucleotide messenger RNA. RefSeq lists its product as uncharacterized. Gene Ontology annotation, molecular function: RNA polymerase II cis-regulatory region sequence-specific DNA binding; DNA-binding transcription factor activity, RNA polymerase II-specific. The transcript is spliced from 3 exons. Gene Ontology annotation, biological process: epidermal cell differentiation; regulation of transcription by RNA polymerase II. The record is from RefSeq and is a predicted model, not a curated record. Gene Ontology annotation, cellular component: nucleus. Lineage: Eukaryota; Metazoa; Chordata; Chondrichthyes; Orectolobiformes; Rhincodontidae. The coding region runs from base 1 to 567 and encodes 188 amino acids.